Lates calcarifer (barramundi perch) is the source of this 2130-nucleotide messenger RNA. RefSeq names its product chemerin chemokine-like receptor 2 (gene cmklr2). Bases 328 to 1407 code for a protein of 359 amino acids. The transcript is spliced from 3 exons. Gene Ontology annotation, cellular component: plasma membrane. The record is from RefSeq and is a predicted model, not a curated record. Gene Ontology annotation, biological process: positive regulation of cytosolic calcium ion concentration; chemotaxis; inflammatory response. Lineage: Eukaryota; Metazoa; Chordata; Actinopteri; Centropomidae. Gene Ontology annotation, molecular function: complement receptor activity; G protein-coupled receptor activity.
ACGUUUAGUUUAGUUUGGAUGGGCACUCGGAAAGACUGCAUAUGCAACAGAGGAGAGAGAUUUUGCAGCCGAGUGGGAAGUGACAGACGAGGCCGAGGAAAACGGAGCUAAAAGGCUAAAGUUAGCGGUGUUUUGAUCCAAGUACUGAUAAAGGGCAGGGCGCUGCACUUUUAGUUUCUCAGGACACACCCAGUCCUAGCCUCAACACAGCAGAUAAAUGAUUGGAAAGAGGGGCAGGACAAACAACUGGAUCUUUCUGGAAAACAGUCAAGCAUAAUCAUCAAGAUUGUGAGAUAACUUCAGCAUAGAGUUUUCAUCCUUGCAACAAUGGCUGAAUCCAGCGAGGACUAUGGGAACUACAGCUAUGAAUAUUACCUGGAGUAUGGCGACUUGGAAGAUAUUAAAGUUGAGCACAAGCAGAAGGAAACUAUGCAUAUUAUCUCAGUGGUUAUCUAUAUUAUCUCCUUUGUGCUUGGUUUGAUUGGAAAUGGAACUGUUAUUUGGGUGACAGCAUUUAAAAGCAAGAAGACUGUCAACAGUGUGUGGUUGCUCAAUCUGGCCAUGGCAGACUUUGUGUUUGUGCUUUUCCUACCCUUCUACAUUGAUUACAUACUGCGGGACUUCCACUGGGACUUUGGUGUGGCCAUGUGCAAGAUUAACUCAUUUGUGUCAGUGAUGAACAUGUAUGCCAGUGUGCUCUUUCUCACGGUGCUCAGCAUAGACAGGUACGUUUCUCUGGUCCACCUCAACUGGUCUCAGAGGUACCGCACCGUAGAGAGGGCCUGGGUUGUAUGUAGCUGCAUAUGGGCAGUAGCUGGAGCCUUGAGCUGCCCUGCGCUGAUUUUCCGUGACACCAUGCGCUUACAUGACAAGGUGGUGUGCUUCAAUAACUUCCACGCACAGGACGGACAUACAGCAGCCAUGAGACACAUUAUAAUAGUGGCCAUACGUACCACUGUGGGCUUCCUUCUGCCAUUUACUGCCAUAUGUGUGACAGGCAUACUUCUGACAGUCAAAGUGAAUCAAUCUGGGGGAGCAGUUCGCUUGUCAAGCUUCUCCAAAACAGUCACUGCAGUAAUUCUGGCCUUCUUUUUAUGCUGGGCACCUUUUCAUACUUUUAGCUUAAUGGAGUUAUCAAUACAUUCCUCCUUAUACCUACACAACAUACUGAAAGCUGGCUUUCCUCUCGCCACCAGCUUAGGCUUUUUUAACAGCUGUAUUAACCCCCUGCUGUAUAUGCUACUGGGAAAAAAAGUACGCCAUAUCCUGAAGCGUGCUUGCCUGGACAUAACUAAGAGUUCACUAAGAGAGCUCAGCCAGUCUGUCUCUGCCACUGAGGUGGAGUCUGUGCCAGGACUUCAUCGGGACAGUGUCCCAGAGGAGCCUGUGGAGUCAUCAGCUCUAUGAUUGCAACCACCCUCAGACUCUUGUAGUCAUCCAUGAAAAACAUGAGGGUGGCUGGCUAUUACUUAAGCAUAAAUAUGGAAGAUUAUCAUACCCAAUUCUUUCCAGCUGUAGUGUUAAGAUUUUCCUAUUUUGUUUCAUUUGGAUGGAGGCAUGCCACUUCAGCUGACAAUUACUAUCAGUGGAAAAACUGAAGGAAACUGUGCAUAAUGUGCACACAGAGAUUGUAUUUUUCCAUUUAUUUUUCAUUUGUAUAACCAGAAUGAUAUCUGGAGAAACAGAGCUGAAAUAGUUGAUAAUACUGAUAAUCAAUUACUUGUUUAAAUCAUUUUUAAAAUAAAAAUGCCUACCAUUCUCUGGUUCCAGUUUCUGGACUGUGGGGAUUUGCUGCUUUUCUUUGUCAUCUAUGACAGUAAAUGACUGAAUUAACAAUUUGCAGAUGUCUCUUUGGGUCGUGGAAAUUGAGAUGUUUUUCACUAUAAUUUUUUAAAUAAUUAAAUAUGCAUCUACAUAUUAUUUUUUUAUUGUACUCUUUUGAACUAAGGGCAUCAGCUCUGAUUGUAGUCUAACUUUAUUAUGUUUUAUACAGUUUAAUAUUGGCUGCUAGAGUCACCUAUUAAUGUAUUGAUUUUUUAACUAGAUGAGAGUUGUAUAAAUGUUUUAAUCUAAUAUAUUCCAAGUAUAGUAUAUAUCUAAAUAAAAUUGUUCUUCUGAGCACAUACUGUA